AUGCCCGAGGAGAAGUCCUUCGAUAAGAUCCCACUCCAGAGCAACGAUGGCAGCGUCAUCACUGUCGACUACGAGGUUGCCAUCCGCUCGGCGCUGCUUAGCACGAUGCUGGAGGAUCUGAAGAGCAUGGGUGUCUCUGAACUCGGCCCUGUCCCUCUGCCCAACGUCAACGAGGCCGUUCUCCGCAAGGUCAUUGAGUACUGCGAGCACCACCGCAACGACCCCCUUGGUACCAACGAGGAGGAGACCGAGAGCCGCAAGAAGACCACCGAUAUUGAAGAGUGGGACCAGAAGUUCAUGCAGGUCGAUCAGGAGAUGCUCUUUGAGAUCAUCCUGGCCGCCAACUACAUGGACAUCAAGGCACUUCUUGACGUCGGCUGCAAGACGGUCGCCAACAUGAUCAAGGGCAAGUCGCCCGAGGAGAUCCGCAAGACCUUCAACAUCACCAACGACUUCACCCCCGAGGAGGAGGAGCAGAUCCGGAGAGAGAAUGAGUGGGCUGAGGACCGCUAA
Messenger RNA from Sporothrix brasiliensis 5110, 513 nucleotides. Its product is annotated as S-phase kinase-associated protein 1. Bases 1 to 513 code for a protein of 170 amino acids. The transcript is spliced from 3 exons. Lineage: Eukaryota; Fungi; Ascomycota; Sordariomycetes; Ophiostomatales; Ophiostomataceae. Gene Ontology annotation, cellular component: cytoplasm; nucleus. Gene Ontology annotation, biological process: mitotic cell cycle; SCF-dependent proteasomal ubiquitin-dependent protein catabolic process. Gene Ontology annotation, molecular function: cullin family protein binding. The record is from RefSeq and is a predicted model, not a curated record.